AUGAGCUGGGAUCAGGACAGGCCCGACAAGCUGGAGAUCAAUGAAGCUGUCGGCAAGCUGCUGCAGUCCUUCAACUAUGACACCAUCGUGCCGCAACCCAGCAAGGGCGGCGGGUGUAUGCGGCGGGCUCAUGUGAAGCGGCCCAUGAAUGCGUUCAUGGUGUUCGCACAAGCCAUGCGUCGCAGAUUGUCUGAACAACGGCCGUCGCUGCACAACGCUGAACUGAGCAAAUCCUUGGGAUCCAUGUGGAAGAGCUUGAGCGAAAUGGAAAAGCUACCGUUUGUUAAGGAAGCUGAAAAACUUCGAACUCAACACAAACGUGAGUACCCUGACUAUAAAUAUCAGCCAAGACGUCGCAAGCCACCGCCUACCACAUCCACGAGACUGAAACGAGAACCUACACCAGAAAGAUCGCAAAUCGAUUUCUCCCGCAUCGAAGUCGACGGCGCCUUACUAGCUGACGGGCCACCAGAUGGCGCUGAGCUCGACCAGUAUUUAAAACCAGUGCCAGUACCAGACUACCACGAGAUGCAGCCACGCUACACCCACACCUUAACCCAUCACCCACCAGCGCUGUAUACCCCGGUACCAUCACAUUUACACCCUCCGUGUGACUGGCAGCACUAUCCGCAUCCAUAA
This is a messenger RNA of Danaus chrysippus (African queen), 639 nucleotides long. The record is from the annotation of a GenBank genome assembly. Lineage: Eukaryota; Metazoa; Arthropoda; Insecta; Lepidoptera; Nymphalidae.